Messenger RNA from Coccidioides immitis RS, 3197 nucleotides. Its product is annotated as peroxisomal hydratase-dehydrogenase-epimerase. The transcript is spliced from 7 exons. Gene Ontology annotation, molecular function: oxidoreductase activity. The coding region runs from base 276 to 2990 and encodes 904 amino acids. The record is from RefSeq and is a predicted model, not a curated record. NCBI's taxonomy places the organism in Eukaryota, Fungi, Ascomycota, Eurotiomycetes, Onygenales, Onygenaceae.
CAACUUACGAAGCUGCACUGUUGGUGCUGCGCUUCAACUGCGAACCUCGUUUUUUCCCGCACAUCUACGCAGUAUCCGAACUUCCUUUUUCCAUCAUCUUCUUUCAACUACUUCUUCUUCUCUUUCCUCAACCCUCUCCCCCUACCUAUUCUUGAUUCCAUUUCAUCAUCCCUCUUAGCACUUGCAGCUUCAGUUUCCGUGCACUCAUUUCAUUAAUCUUUGCAUGGUUCUUGUAUUGUAGUUCCCCUCCUUUAUAACUUCACAGAAACUCCAACAUGUCGCAACUUCGCUUCGACGGACAGACUGUGGUUGUCACAGGUGCUGGUGGUGGUCUGGGAAAGGCCUAUGCCGUCUUCUUCGGCUCACGAGGUGCCAACGUCGUGGUCAAUGAUUUGGGUGGCUCACAUACCGGCGAGGGCCACUCGUCCAAGGCUGCGGAUGUUGUCGUCGACGAAAUCAGAUCCAAGGGCGGAAAGGCUGUUGCUAACUACGACAGCGUCGAAUUCGGAGAGAAGAUCAUCGAAACUGCCAUCAAGAACUUUGGCCGUAUCGACAUUCUUAUUAACAACGCCGGAAUCCUCCGAGAUGUUAGCUUUAAGAACAUGAAAGACCAGGAUUGGGAUCUGAUCAACCAGGUCCAUACUUAUGGUUCAUAUAAGUGCUCAAGAGCCGCAUGGCCCUACUUCAGAAAACAAAAAUUUGGCAGAGUCAUUAAUACCGCUUCUGCUGCAGGUUUGUUUGGUAACUUCGGUCAGACAAACUAUUCAGCGGCCAAAUUGGCAUUGGUUGGCUUCACCGAGACUCUGGCAAAGGAGGGUAUCAAAUAUAACAUCCAUGCCAACGUCAUUGCCCCAAUUGCUGCGAGCCGUAUGACUGAAACUGUCAUGCCACCGGAGGUUUUGGAAAACCUCAAGCCCGAGUGGGUUGUUCCCUUGGUCGCCUUCCUUGUCCACUCUUCUUGCAAGGAGACCGGAUCCAUCUUCGAGGCUGGAGCCGGCCAUGUGGCCAAAUUGCGUUGGGAGCGUGCCAAGGGCGCCUUGUUGAAGACAGAUGAUUCUCUUACCCCUGGUGCCCUUUUGGCAAAAUGGGACCAAGUCAACAACUUCUCUGAACCAAGCUACCCAACUGGCCCCAACGAUUUCAUGGAUUUGCUUGAAGAAGGAAUGAAACUCCCCAGCAGCCCCGCUGCUAAGCAACCUGACUUCACUGGCAAGGUUGCCUUGAUCACAGGCGCCGGAAACGGACUCGGCCGAGCCUAUGCCCUUCUCUUUGCCAAAUUAGGCGCCGCGGUUGUCGUUAACGAUUUGGUUGACCCAGAACCAGUUGUUCAGGAGAUCAAGCAAAUGGGAGGCAAAGCCGUCGGCUCCAAAGCGUCAGUUGAGGACGGCGCGGCUGUCGUAAAACCAGCAAUUGAUGCCUUUGGCCGUAUUGACAUUCUCGUCAACAAUGCUGGUAUCCUCCGUGACAAAGCUUUUACCAACAUGGAUGACAGCUUGUGGAAUCCCAUCAUUAAUGUCCAUCUCCGUGGCACCUACAGCGUUACUAAGGCAGCUUGGCCCUACAUGUUAAAACAGAAAUAUGGACGAAUUGUCAAUACCACCAGCACCAGCGGAAUCUAUGGCAACUUUGGCCAAGCCAACUACGCUGCUGCCAAAUUGGGCAUUCUCGGUUUCUCCCGAGCUUUGGCACUUGAGGGUGCCAAAUACAACAUCCUCGUCAAUACAAUUGCGCCAAACGCUGGUACUCAGAUGACGCGGACUGUUAUGCCUGAAGAGGUUGUCCAAGCGUUCAAACCAGACCAAGUUGCGCCAAUCGUCGCCCUUCUCUGCUCUGAUAUGGUGCCCCAGCCAGCUACGAAGGGCUUGUACGAAUGCGGCAGCGGUUGGUUCGGUCGAACCAGAUGGCAGCGAUCUGGUGGUCACGGUUUCCCUAUCGAUGUUGAGUUGACUCCAGAAGCAGUUGCUGCUAUGUGGAGCAAGAUCACCAACUUUGAUGACGGCCGCGCAGACCACCCAGAAGAUGGCCAGGCAGGAUUCAAGAGUAUCAUGGAGAACAUGAGCAACAGGAGUGGCGGCUCAGCCGCGAAGGGUAGUGACGAAAACCAGCAGAUCCUGGACGCAAUUACAGCUGCCAAGGGAAUGAAGGCGGAGGGAACUUCCUUCGACUACACUGAUCGCGACGUGAUUCUCUACAACGUCAGCCUCGGGGCUAAGCGAACUCAACUUCCUCUCGUUUAUGAGAAUGACGACAACUUCCAGCCUCUGCCCACCUUUGGCGUUGUUCCUUGGUUCAAUACUGAUAUCCCGUGGAAUAUGGGUGAAAUCGUCGCCAACUUCUCGCCCAUGAUGCUUCUUCACGGCGAGCAGUAUUUGGAGAUCAAGAAGUUCCCCAUCCCAACUGCCGCCAAGACCAUCUCUUAUCCAAAACUCAUCGAUGUCGUCGAUAAGGGUAACGCUGCUAUCGUUGUUAACGGCUACAUCACCAAAGAUGCAAAUACAGGAGAAGAUCUCUUCUACAAUGAGUCUACCAUGUUCAUCCGUGGAAGUGGAGGCUUUGGUGGUCCUAGCAAGCCAACUGCUCGCCGUCCUGCUGGCGCCACCGCAGCGUAUAAGCCACCGCAGCGUAAGCCAGAUGCUGUGAUUGAAGAGAAAACCUCUGAGGACCAGGCCGCCCUCUACCGCCUCAACGGCGACCGCAACCCGCUCCACAUUGAUCCAGAAUUCAGUAAGGUUGGUGGUUUCAAGAUUCCCAUUCUCCACGGUCUCUGCUCGAUGGGCAUCUCCGGUAAGCACGUCUUCAGCAAAUUCGGUGCUUUCAAGAACAUCAAAGUUCGAUUCGCCGGUGUUGUUCUUCCCGGCCAGACUCUCAGAACCGAGAUGUGGAAGGAAGGAAACUUUGUCCUUUUCCAGACCACUGUGGUCGAGACUGGUAAGCCUGCCAUCGCUGGUGCUGGUGUAGAGCUUGUCUCCGAUAAGGCUUCAAAGCUCUAAGCGGUUUAUCGGCUCAUAUGGUUUGAGUUUAUAAAUGGCAUUCGAUGUCUAGCCGUCAUCUACGGCUGCUGACGAACCGGUGUCUCUGGCAUCAAGAUCGUAUUCGUUCUUUUGUUCACGGGUGUACUGUACAUAUUAGGUUGGUUAGGUAGUUGCAAAUUUGGGGUAAUUUGUUCUUUUAAUGAGUUAAAAUGUAUGCACACUGCA